Phacochoerus africanus (Common warthog) is the source of this 6428-nucleotide messenger RNA. It is a transcript of the gene APAF1, whose product is annotated as apoptotic peptidase activating factor 1. The record is from RefSeq and is a predicted model, not a curated record. Bases 618 to 4367 code for a protein of 1249 amino acids. Gene Ontology annotation, biological process: apoptotic signaling pathway; regulation of apoptotic process. Gene Ontology annotation, cellular component: apoptosome. Gene Ontology annotation, molecular function: protein binding; ADP binding. The transcript is spliced from 27 exons. Lineage: Eukaryota; Metazoa; Chordata; Mammalia; Artiodactyla; Suidae.
CUGGGCGUGUCUAUUUGCAUUCGCGGGCGGUCCUGUCCCAGCUGGGCUGGCCGGCGGGUUGUGACUGCUCAGCGGUCCGGACGCGGAGGGGAGGAAGUGUCUAAUGGACGAGGUUGCUUUAUUUCUGGGCAGAAGGGGUGAGGGCGCCGGAGGUGAGGAUUCUGGGCCGUCCGCGACCCGCGAGGACUUGAAGUAGCCGCGGCGGCGUCCGGAGCGGCACCGCGCUCCCGCCGGGCGAGCAGCUGCCGCGGGAGGAAAGGAGCGGCAGCCUGCGUGGCCCUCCUUCCUUUGUGUCUGGGUUGAAACCUUCCCCUCUGCGCCCCGGGACUGCGUGGGCUGUUUGCUGGGGUGACGCCUCCGGCUCCGCCAGUCGGAGGUCCCCGGGGGUCUUCAGGUGCCCCCGGCUGCGGAGGCCCAGGUGAGGCCCCCGUGAGGCCAGAGCUGCCCCAGGGCUGUGCCCCGAGCCCUUAAUUGCCUUUCGGAAGCGCAGUUGCCUCUCCUCACCCCCAGCUUGAUUUCCCAGCCUAUCCCUGCAGGGCUGCUUUGCCCGGUGAAGACCCUGUUACGAAGGUUUGGCUCAUGGUUGACAGCUCAGAGAAAGAAAAAUUUGAGGAAGGAUGGAUGCAAAAGCUCGAAAUUGUUUGCUUCAACAUAGAGAAGCCCUGGAAAGGGACAUCAAAACAUCCUACAUCAUGGAUCACAUGAUUAGUAAUGGCGUUUUAACACUUUCAGAGGAGGAAAAAGUGAAAAAUGAGCCUACUCAAUGCCAACGAGCAGCUCUACUAAUUAAAAUGAUACUUAAAAAAGAUAAUUAUGCCUACAUAUCAUUCUACAAUGCUCUGCUACAUGAAGGGUAUAAAGAUCUUGCUGCCCUUCUCCACGGUGGCCUUCCUGUCGUCUCUUCUUCCAACAGCAAAGAUUCAGUUGCUGGAAUAACUUCCUAUGUAAGGACAGUCCUGUGUGAAGGGGGAGUGCCACAGAGGCCCGUCGUCUUUGUUACGAGGAAGAAGCUCGUGAAUGCAGUUCAGCAGAAGCUCUUCAAACUGAAUGGUGAACCGGGAUGGGUCGCCAUAUAUGGAAUGGCGGGUUGUGGGAAGUCUGUAUUAGCUGCAGAGGCUGUUCGAGAUCAUUCUCUCUUAGAAGUUUGUUUCCCAGGGGGUGUGCAUUGGGUUUCAAUAGGGAAACAAGACAAAUCUGGGCUUCUGAUGAAACUGCAGAAUCUUUGUGCACGGUUGGAUCAGGAUGAGAGUUUCUCCCAGAGGCUUCCACUUAAUAUUGAAGAGGCUAAAGACCGUCUCCGAAUUCUGAUGCUGCGCAAACACCCAAGGUCUCUGUUGAUCUUGGAUGAUGUUUGGGAUCCUUGGGUAUUAAAAGCUUUUGACAAUCAGUGUCAGAUUCUUCUUACAACUAGAGACAAGAGUGUUACAGAUUCAGUAAUGGGUCCUAAAUAUGUAAUACCUGUGGAGAGUGGCUUAGGAAAAGAAAAAGGACUUGAAAUUUUAUCCCUUUUUGUUAAUAUGAAGAAAGCAGAUUUGCCAGAACAAGCUCACAGUAUUAUAAAAGAAUGUAAAGGUUCUCCUCUUGUCGUGUCUUUAAUUGGUGCACUUUUACGUGAUUUUCCCAACCGCUGGGAUUACUACCUCAGGCAACUUCAGAAUAAGCAAUUUAAGAGGAUAAGGAAAUCUUCAUCUUAUGAUUAUGAAGCUCUGGAUGAAGCCAUGUCGAUAAGUGUUGAAAUGCUCCGAGAAGACAUCAAAGAUUAUUACACAGAUCUUUCCAUCCUUCAGAAAGAUGUUAAGGUGCCUACAAAGGUGUUAUGUAUUCUCUGGGACAUGGAAACCGAAGAAGUCGAAGACAUACUGCAGGAGUUUGUUAAUAAGUCUCUCUUAUUCUGUGAUCGGAAUGGAAAGUCAUUUCUUUAUUAUUUACAUGACCUUCAAGUAGAUUUCCUUACAGAGAAGAAUCGCAGCCAGCUUCAGGAUCUACACAAGAAGAUGAUCACUCAGUUCCAGAGACAUCACCGGCGACACACUCUUUCACCAGAUCAGGAGGACUGCAUGUAUUGGUACAAUUUUCUGGCUUAUCACAUGGCCAAUGCUAAUAUGCACAAAGAACUGUGUGCUUUAAUGUUCUCCCUGGAUUGGAUUAAAGCAAAAACGGAACUUGUAGGCCCUGCUCAUCUGAUUCAUGAGUUUGUGGAAUAUAGGCAUAUUUUGGAUGAAAAGGAUGGCACAGUCUGUGAGAAUUUCCAGGAGUUUUUAUCUUUAAAUGGACAUCUUCUUGGACGACAGCCGUUUCCUAAUAUUGUGCAACUGGGCCUCUGUGAACUGGAAACUUCAGAAGUGUAUCGGCAAGCUAAGCUGCAGGCCAAGCAGGAGGUCGAUAACGGAAUGCUCUACCUGGAGUGGAUAAACAAAAAAAACAUCAAGAACCUCUCCCGCUUAGUUGUCCGCCCCCAUACAGAUGCUGUUUACCAUGCUUGCUUUUCUGAGGAUGGUCAAAGAAUAGCUUCUUGUGGAGCUGAUAAAACCUUACAGGUGUUCAAAGCUGAAACAGGAGAAAAACUUCUAGAAAUCAAGGCUCACGAGGAUGAAGUGCUUUGCUGUGCAUUCUCUGCAGAUGACAGAUUUAUAGCAACCUGCUCAGUGGACAAAAAAGUGAAGAUUUGGAAUUCUGUGACCGGGGAACUGGUACAAAGCUAUGAUGAGCACUCAGAGCAAGUCAACUGCUGCCACUUCACCAACAACAGUAAUCACCUUCUCUUAGCCACUGGCUCAAGUGACUACUUCCUCAAACUCUGGGAUCUGAAUCAAAAAGAAUGUCGAAAUACCAUGUUUGGUCAUACAAAUUCAGUCAGUCACUGCCGAUUUUCACCAGAUGAUAAGCUUUUGGCUAGUUGUUCAGCUGAUGGAACAUUAAAGCUUUGGGAUGUGAAGUCAGCAAAUGAGAGGAAAAGCAUUAAUGUGAAGCAGUUCUUCCUAAAUUCAGAGGAGUCUCAAGAGGAUAUGGAAGUGAUGGUGAAAUGCUGUUCGUGGUCAGCUGACGGUGCCAGCCUAGUGGUGGCAGCAAAAAAUAAAGUCCUGCUUUUUAACAUUCAUACAGGUGGCCUGUUGGCAGAAAUCCACACAGGCCAUCACAGCACCAUCCAGUACUGUGACUUCUCCCCCAGUAACCAUUUGGCAGUGGUGGCUUUGUCCCAGUACUGUGUGGAGUUGUGGAAUAUGGAUUCAUGUUUAAAAGUAGCUGAUUGCAGAGGACAUUUAAGUUGGGUUCAUUGUGCAAUGUUUUCUCCUGAUGGAUCAUCGUUUUUGACAUCUUCUGAUGACGAGACAAUCAGGCUCUGGGAGACAAAGAAAGUAUGUAAGAACUCUGCCAUAGUGUUAAAACAAGAAAUAGAUGUUGUGUUUCAAGAGAAUGAAGUGAUGGUUCUUGCAGUUGACAACAUAAGACGUCUGCAAGUCAUUAAUGGAAAAACAGGUCAGAUUGAUUAUCUGACGGAAGCCCAAGUGAGUUGCUGUUGCUUAAGUCCACAUCUUCAGUACCUUGCGUUUGGAAGCGAUGAUGGAGCCAUUCAGGUUUUAGAACUCCUAAACAACAGACUCUUCCAGUCCGGGACUAGGCACAAGAACACUGUACGGCAUAUCCAGUUCACUACUGAUGGAAAGAAUGUUAUCUCAAGCUCUGAUGAUUCUGCAAUUCAGGUGUGGAAUUGGCAGUCAGAGGAGACUGUCUCUCUGCAAGCCCAUCGGGAAACAGUGAAAGACUUUAGACUCUUGAAAAAUUCGAGACUGCUUUCCUGGUCAUUUGAUGGAACAGUAAAGGUAUGGAAUAUUAUAACUGGAAGAAUAGAAAAGGACUUUGUCUGUCACCAGGAUACAGUACUUUCUUGUGCUAUUUCUCCUGACGCUACCAAAUUUUCUUCUACCUCUGCUGACAAAACUGCAAAGGUUUGGAGUUUUGACCUCCUUUCCCCUCUUCAUGAAUUGAGAGGCCACAAAGGCUGUGUGCGCUGCUCUGCCUUCUCCGUGGACAGUACCCUGUUGGCGACUGGAGAUGACAACGGAGAAAUCAGGAUAUGGAAUGUCUCAAACGGUGAGCUUCUUCAUUCGUGUGCUCCAGUCUCAGUAGAAGGAGGAGCUGCUACCCACGGAGGCUGGGUGACCGACCUUCGCUUUUCUCCAGAUGGCAAAAUGCUUGUUUCUGCUGGAGGAUAUCUUAAGUGGUGGAAUGUUGACUCUGGGAAAUCCAUACAGACGUUCUACACAAAUGGAACCAAUCUUAAGAAAAUACAUGUGUCCCCUGACUUCAAAACAUAUGUGACUGUGGAUAAUCUUGGUAUUCUGUAUGUUUUAAAGAUUUUAGAGUAAAAUAGUUGAGCAGUGAUGCAAGUUGAACUCUUAAUUUUGAAUUGGAAAAAAAAAUCGUAAUGAAACUCUGUAUUUCAACUUUUUUUUUUAUAAAGCUGUGAAUUGUUUUGCAGUAUUGCAUUCAUUACAAAAGUAUUUGUGGUUGGAUGAAUAAUAUUAAUGUAGCUUUUCCCAAAUGAACACACUUUUAAUCUUGUUUUUCAUAAUCAUCAUCAUUAUUUUUAACAGUUUGUCCUGAAGAUGCAAAUGGAAAUGUAAAUAUGUACCUCAUUAUACUGUUGGUAAAAUUCUCCCUUGAUGCACUCAAAUUGGUUGACAUAAUUAAUAAGAAUAAUUUGAAGGAAAUGUGUAUUUUAAUAUUAUCAUUAUGCAGGCUGUGCUGUAGGGUAGUGGCUUGGCUUUAUGAACCACACUUAUCCCAAGAGGGUAUAGUUCCCCCAAAUAUCAUCUCAGACCUUAUUUGUACCCCUGUAAUUUGCUUGGAAAAUAUUGUGUCUGUGUGCACAAUUUAAAAAAUGUCCUUUAAUGUACUUGAUAAGUGAGUCUUAGAUUCCAAAAGAUCUUUCUGUGAGUCAAAAUUUAUGCACGUUGGAGAGAGUAGAUUUUGUUGGUCUACCCUUUCUCAUCCCCUGAUGGCAGCCCGGGCUGGACCUGGACUCGAGCUGUCAGUCUUUAAGUUGGUCCCUGUCCUGCUCUCUGCUUUUUUAUAUACCAGACUUGGUAUACUUGACUGACCUUGACCUUUCUUAGUCCUCACUUUAGUACUUGCUCCACAGCUAACUGUUAGUAAAUCAGAGUAAUCAGGGAAGAGCCAAUUUUAAUCAUAAGUUGAAACAACAGAAUUUUUCUAAGAUAGGAAAAUAGUAAAAAAUAAUUUUUGUCUAAUUCCAUUUACUUGUAGAUGAAUAGCAUUGCUAAUGCUGUUAGUGAAUUUCAAGAGAAUUCUCUUUGGUUUUCUGAGCAAUGCUGGAAGAGUCAUGUGACUCUGGAAGAUGUCACCUUUAACCUUCCAGCCUGUCACUUUCUAUCCCCUUCUCUCCCUCUGCAUUUCCUUCCUUUCCCUCCCUCCUUCAUUCUAAGCUUCAUCAGGAAAAAUAAUUUUUGAUAAGGAAGAGGCGUAUCAAUAUCAGUAACUAGCUUUUUUUACCUCCUGGUUAGGUACUUACAUUGCAGCUUAACUCUAAACAUUUCCCCUGAAGUAUACUGUUAAGGGAAAUGUGAUAAAUAUAAAAUUAAUAAAAUUAUUUAUAUAAGAGACAACCAAAAUUCAGAAGUUUUUGCUGCUGCAAGAGCGAAGUCAGAUUAGUGUUACUAGUAGGUGAGCAUUGAGCUAGUUUCUGUUGUUGAUACAUGUGAGUAGAUGUGAGGUGGGUACGGGGAUAGACCACUCCAGAUGUGCUUUCAGAUGUUCCUCUUUAGUAUCUGAGGGAACCUUAAGAGUGAAUAAAGUCUUUCACGUUGUUAAGGAGGCUUGUUUUUUGUUUUGUCGCAUAGUGGGUUGAGGAGCUCAUUUAUAGGUUCACUGUGACUUAAGCAAAUGUGAUGUAAAAAAUCUUACUUUUAUAAAAGAAUUUCUAUAAAUAGUAUGUUCUACUUAGAGUACUCAAAUCAUAAUUUGAUUUGUUUACAAUGUUUAGGAACUCAUAGCUCAGAGUAUAAAGUAUUAACUUUUAGAAUUAAAAGUCACUUGACUGUAAAAGUAUGACAACAAACAUCAGCUUUUAAAAAGCCUUGAUUGGCCCUUUUAUCUUACCAAUAAAUUAAAAAGAAAAAAUGAGAAGAGAGACUGGGUAACAUGAGGAAAGAAGAGAAGCCUUUCAUGGCAGUGUAAGUGGCCAGUCAAGGGGGACGGUUUUGUUUUGUUCUUUGGGGUGAGUGUUUUUCAAGGCUUUCCCCCUGCUUUAUAUUUUAAUUUUUUUUUUGUAUUGAACAUACACUGCAUUUUGUGUGUAUAAAGGUUUUUUUGUUUUUUGUAUUGGAUAUGUGUUAUGAUGUUUUGGAAACAGUUUUGUAUUUAUGAUACAACUUACAUUUUUUUUUUUGCCUUGGUAUACACUUAAA